GCGGCACUUCGCGUUCACCCGCGCCGCGCAGCCUACGCCAGGCCAGUGAAUUGGCUGCCAGAUGUGGUCAGUUGCAAGCCGAAGUUGCACAGCUGAAAGCACGCAGUCGAGAAUUGGAGCAGGAGAACGAUGACUUAAAGCUGCGGCUUGCCUCGGGCGAGAGGGGCGCUGGUGACAGCGCAGAAGUGGACAUUUUGCGAGGAAGCCUUGAAAGUGCCAAUGCCCGCAACCGGGCAUUGACCACUGAGAUCGAGGUGGAGCGCUUUCGCAACCGGGCACGGGAGCCGCCAGUGCAGGUGGUGGCACCGCCAGUCGCUCCGCCUGUCGCUCCGCCGGUACCCGCUCCGCCGGUGGCGGUUGCGACGAUGGCGACCGCGCCGGCGGCACUGGUGCAACAACUGCAACAGGAACCAACAAUGGUGGCAACGGACAUGGAGCUGUUUGAUGAAGAAGCGGCCUUUCAGGCCCUUUUCGAUGCUGGCGAUGAAGAUGCCGCAUUCAUCGCUGACUUCGAGGCCCUCAUGGCAUGCCCUUCAGGACACCAAGAAGGAGACGACGAUGAGACGGAGUUGAUGAACCAGAUCCCCGAGAAUGCGGAGAACAUAGGGAAACAUGGCCACUGCAAGCAGUUUGACACGACCGCAGUGACCUCAAGCUCUGACCAUCGCGACUCUGAUGGCCGUGCACAGCCCACCAGCAAUGCUGUCGAAGUGUUUAUUUUGAAUGAAGAGAGAGCCGGAGAAGCUGUGAUUGACACGGGCGCAAGGAUCGAGUUUGUUUGCAAGAGCCCACGCUCACGACUUGCGCAGAAGUCUCCAGCAAUGAGCAUGCCAAGCUACCUCCAUGCCGAAUUGUCCGGCGAGGAGGACCCAGGACUGACCAUGCCGAAGACUCACAUGGAUGCACCGGACGAGAAGUACAAGAUUCCACCAGGGAUCAAGACUCUCCAUCAAUGGGGAGAACAGAAGUUUCCGUCGGGGAAGCACCAGGGAAAGACUUUUUUCCAGGUGUUUCAGGAGGACGACGGGUACCUGAUGCAGGUGAAGAAUCGCAAAGCGGUAUCGACAUGGAUGAGGAGUUUUCAAAACUACAUCCGUGCAAUGUGGCUGCAGAGAAGCCGUCAGCAGAGGAUGUCGAAGCCGGAGAGCAUCAACCUCACCAUGGGGUACCAGGUGAAGAAUCCGUCCAGGGGUGUGCCCAGUUCGAGUCAAUCCAGCCAGAACCACGACAAGGACAGCGAGUGGGAAAAGGUAUCAUCGCUGAAACGGCAGUCAGCGGAGAAGGAGCCGAACAAGCAUCAGUCCACCAUCAUGCACACAGAGGCAAACCGAGAGAAGGUGGAAAAAUUACAGACUCAGAUCGCAAUUCUCCAACGCGAACUGGCCAUCGAGACACAGGUGCCGGAGGACCAGUAG
Molecule: messenger RNA, 1415 nt
Organism: Cladocopium goreaui
Lineage: Eukaryota; Dinophyceae; Suessiales; Symbiodiniaceae
Source: the annotation of a GenBank genome assembly